AUGAGAAUUCGAGUCCGUGGGCCUUCAGGCCAGUCAACUGUCACGUUGGGUGACACGGCAACUAUCAAAGAUCUCCAAACCCAAAUUGCGGAGAAGACCGGCCUUGCUACGUUUGACGUCAAAUAUGGAUACCCUCUCAAACCACUCGAGCUUGACAGCUUUCAACCAGACCAAAGGAUCCUAGAAGUUGGGAUAAAUCUAAAUGGAGAGUCACUCAUCGUCGCGCAGAAAGAAGGGGCCACCCGGGGCGUGAGCGACGAUGCGACAACAGCGCCAUCACAACUAUCACAGCCAUCGCAGCCAUCGCAGCCAUCGCAGCCAUCAAUGUCGCAAAGACCACACGAGAACACCGCCGAUGACCCACCAGAAAUCGCUUCCCCAGAACAUGCCGGAACGUUCGUACUCCGGGUGAUGCCUGACGACAACUCAUGUCUUUUCCGAGCAGUGGGCGCUGCAGUCAUGGGCGAUAUGGACACGAUGGUUGAGCUGCGAUCGAUCAUUGCAGGAGCUAUUCAGUCAAAUCCAACGGAAUAUACAACAGCAAUUUUGGGCAAAAAACCGGAUGAAUACUGUACCUGGAUCCAGAACGAGGACUCGUGGGGUGGCGCCAUCGAGCUCAAGAUUCUCAGCGAAUACUUCAAUAUCGAGAUAUGCUCUAUCGAUGUACAGACUCUGCACAUGUUCCAGUUUAAUGAGGGAGCACCGACGCGGUGUAUUGUGGUGUACUCGGGGAUUCACUACGAUGUCCUUGCCCUGUCCCCCUCUCGCCCACCCUAUACUCGUGCCAACCCACUGGCGCAUGACGACACAAAGAUCUUUGAGGCUGUUGAUCCGGUUGUUUUGCAAAAAGCUAAAGAAUUGUGCCGGGUGUUGCAGGGCAAGCACUACUACACAGAUACUUCUGGGUUUACCGUUCGCUGCAACAUCUGCGGAGGCACAUUCACUGGAGAGAAGGGUGCUACAAAGCAUGCAUCGGAGACUGGGCAUUACGAUUUCGGAGAGGCGAGCUAG
This is a messenger RNA of Penicillium samsonianum, 1011 nucleotides long. RefSeq names its product ubiquitin-specific protease OTU1. Gene Ontology annotation, molecular function: cysteine-type deubiquitinase activity. The coding region runs from base 1 to 1011 and encodes 336 amino acids. The transcript has a single exon. Lineage: Eukaryota; Fungi; Ascomycota; Eurotiomycetes; Eurotiales; Aspergillaceae. Gene Ontology annotation, cellular component: nucleus; cytosol. Gene Ontology annotation, biological process: protein deubiquitination; endoplasmic reticulum unfolded protein response. The record is from RefSeq and is a predicted model, not a curated record.